Colletotrichum spaethianum is the source of this 1545-nucleotide messenger RNA. RefSeq names its product UPF0187 protein. The record is from RefSeq and is a predicted model, not a curated record. Bases 1 to 1545 code for a protein of 514 amino acids. Gene Ontology annotation, biological process: Golgi to plasma membrane protein transport. Lineage: Eukaryota; Fungi; Ascomycota; Sordariomycetes; Glomerellales; Glomerellaceae. Gene Ontology annotation, cellular component: trans-Golgi network. The transcript has 2 exons.
AUGUCGCUUUUCACCGCGCAACUGCACCCAGGACGAGCUCUAGGAUUUCUCGUUCUCGGAGCAUCCUUGCAUGAUGUCUUGACGCGACUGAAGGCCGAGCCGCAACGCUUUCCACAACUCGAUCUCGUCUACUCCCGAGAACUGCCCGUCGAGCAGCCGGUGACCCUAAGCCUUCCUGCAAAUGGCAUACGCCUACGAUUCGAUGGCCCAGAGCAGCGUUUGCGCCUGAUAGAGAUUGUCGACUUCACAAAGAACCAUGUCACGUUUAAGGACCGCGAUCUUGUCAAGCCCGCCAACUCGCAGGGGCCGCCGUCGUCGCCUGUCCCCGGAGAAUCCAGCUCCGGUCCAACCUUCCGACAGAUCUACCACAGGUUGCUCGGACCAACAUAUGGUGGAGAGUUCAUACCACCAACGCCCGACGCCCCCGAUAACCUGGGUAAUUACAUACUUUCAUAUCCCGGUGUUGCCUUUACCUUCCGAUUAGCCGAAUCGGCAUACUCCCCUAGCAAGGACGUCGUGUCGCUUCUGUCUUCCGCGGCAAGCCAAGUGCCCACAUCCAUGGCUGUUUUCAGCGGAGAUUCGUGGGCCCAAGCCCGAGAGAGCCUUUGGACCGAAAUUCUUCCAAGUGUCAAGACGGUACCUGUUCUUCCAAGAGGGAAAGACGUGGUUCCUGACGAAAUAUCGCUGGUCAAGAUUCACGGGGGUGGAAAGCUUCAACUGUUCCGGAAGUGGACUAAUUCUUCGAUCUGGAUCAUCCUGGGAGAGACUAGUCCGCAAGAGUUGAUUGCGGAGCUUGGUCCUCCCAACGCUACAUAUCGGAAGAACGACCAGAGAAUGACAAUACACAAGCUUCGGACGGCCAGUCACAGCAGGGCUCGUUCAAGCGGCGCCGACUUGCAUAGGCCAGACGAUCUGACCGAUACCGACCAGUCGUCUGCGAACACUGGCUCAGAUGAUUCUAAUGAUGAAGCAGUCGAAGAAGACAUUGCCGGAAAUGUUUCGGGGGAAUGUUUCUACAAUUACUUCUAUCUAGGUUUUGAUGUGUUGGUCUCAACACCUUCGCCGCCGUCGAGACCACCGCCGGCGCAGCACGAGUCCCAGAUACCGCCUAGUAAGCCUAUCAAGUCGGAAUCUCCUGACCGUCUGGUUGCUACAAAGUUGGUUCUCCAUGGCAACGUGCCCGGCUCGUACGAGUUCAACAGGCACCGCCGUUGCCGCUGGGAAGUCAGUUAUCUUGACGAUGGUUCCCCUGGUGCGGCAGCAAACUCGGAGACAAAAUUCACUGAGAUCAAGGACAGACUGAAUGAACGGUGGAACAGCGCGUACCCUGAAGGCGACUCCAAAGCUCCCCAAAGAGGCAUGGUUCUCAAUCGGGGCUGGGGGGAUAGUCCCGGCAGCAGCUGUGAAUUCCUUGGAGGUUGGGAGGACAGCGGCGCCAAGAGACUUGAUGGCAGUGACGACUCAACCACUACUCUAUUUGGAUUCCCCGGUCUCGUGUUUGAGGUGCUGAAGAACGAUCAUGUCAACACGGUGACUGUGUUUUAG